AUGACGGCAUCAUGCAGGAACCUAUCGACCUCGGUGUUGAUUCGGAACAACAUCUCCUUCCCCGAAGACCGUGUCAACACUUAUGGCAUCUUCAAGCAGGCCGACCGGAAUCUCUGGGCCGAGGACGCCAGCCCGGGUGACCAAGGUAUCCUUUGGGUCGAGAACACCCCACACGCUGCGACUCGUACGCGCAAGCGAAGCCGUGCAGAGUUUGACGGCGAGGAAGGUGGAGUUGGUGAGAUGGACGAGGGCAUCGGGGGUGCGAUUCGGGUACGACUUCACGGCACGGAUAACGAGAACGUGACAUCGCUGGGCGGCAAUGUGCCUGACGGUGAUAUCACGGAUGCAGAGCUGGAGAUCGUGAGGAUAGAGCUGACCAAUGAUCGCAAGAAAGAGGAACAGCAAAAUGGCGCGGCUUAUGAUUCCCUCGGUGCGAGGCGCGCGAACCGUAUCCAACUCGAACGCCAGUGCAUAAACGAGUACCUCCGAAGCAAUUUGCAGGUCGCAGCUGAGCAGUGCUUCCCCAAGAUUCCUGCACCCCCCCUCGAAAACCUGUACACGGAACAAAAGAAAGAUGUGAUCAGCGCCCACGCCCUAGUUGAGCUAACACGGUAG
Cucurbitaria berberidis CBS 394.84 is the source of this 615-nucleotide messenger RNA. RefSeq lists its product as uncharacterized. The coding region runs from base 1 to 615 and encodes 204 amino acids. The record is from RefSeq and is a predicted model, not a curated record. The transcript is spliced from 3 exons. NCBI's taxonomy places the organism in Eukaryota, Fungi, Ascomycota, Dothideomycetes, Pleosporales, Cucurbitariaceae.